AUGGAUAAUCUAUUGACUCCCUUCGAUAUUCCAUCGAAAAACGCUUCGGACGAAUCGUUGGAAAAGUGGAGAAAGGCGGUAACCGUCGUCCUCAACCGACGACGAAGGUUUCGUAUGGUUGCUAAUCUCGUCAAGCGCUGUGAAGCCCAAAACAAGAUUCGCAAAGCCCAGAUUGAGGCACCAAUUCACAGAAUUUGUAGAGUCUACACAUUAGGUUUGUUAAAGGCGUGUUUGGGCCCGCGACUUGGUGCAACAAGUCCCAACUAUAGUGCCUUGCCAAAAUCAGAACCUACUAGCUAUGGAAUAAUCUAUCAAUGGUCAUUGUACUGCCUUGGGCAAGCUAUCAUAUUGGUGUACCGUGCAACUAAUGCUAAAGAUGAUCUACGGCGUGCCUUUUUUGCUUAUAGGGUAGCAUUCAGGUUUCUUGACGGUUUUGAACAAAGCAAACUAGUGCAAGAGGCUAAAGAAACAAGGACCGAAGAUGAGCUUUUGGAAGAGAUUAAAAAGGGGGGCUUUGAAGAUGAGCUUUCGGAAGAAGCGAGAGAAGCAGGCUUUAGAAUUAAUGCAGACAAACUUGCAUCUAUUGUUCGUAACCAUGAAAUCAAGAUCUUGAGAUUACUCAGCGGAGUCGAAGGAAUCUCUAGUAGAGUAAAAGUCUCAUUGAAAGAAGGAAUCAAAACAAGUGAUGUGCCUAUCAGGCAGAAGAUCUAUGGCUGCAACAGAUAUACUGAGAAACCUGCUAGAAGUUUUUGGAUGUUUGUGUGGGAUACUUUACACGAUUUAACACUUGUUAUCCUUAUGGUUUGUGCUGUGGUUUCAAUAGGUGUUGGACUUGCCACUGAAGGAUGGCCAAAGGGUCUAUAUGAUGGAUUGGGAAUCGUACUGAGCAUAUUCUUGGUAGUCAUCGUUACUUCAAUCAGUGACUACAAGCAAUCUUUGCAGUUCAGGGACUUGGAUAAGGAGAAGAAAAAGAUAUUUAUUCAGGUCAUUAGAGAUAAACUUAGGCAGAAGGUUUCCAUAUAUGACUUGGUUGUUGGAGAUGUCGUUCAUUUAUCCAUAGGGGACAUAGUUCCAGCUGAUGGGAUAUUUAUAUCAGGAUACAGCUUGUUGCUUGACGAGUCAAGCUUGUCAGGCGAGAGUGAGCCUGUAAAUAUAUAUGAAAAAAACCCAUUUCUUCUUGCAGGAACCAAAGUGCAAGAUGGGUCUGGUAAGAUGCUGGUAACUACUGUUGGCAUGCGAACUGAAUGGGGUAAGUUGAUGGAGACUCUAAAUGAGGGUGGAGAAGAUGAAACCCCACUGCAGGUGAAGCUGAAUGGCGUUGCUACGACUAUUGGUAAGAUUGGAAUGCUUUUUUCUGUGAUCACAUUUGUGGUGCUGACAGUACGAUUCCUGGUAGAUAAAGCACUUCACCAUGAGUUCGCUGAUUGGUCUUUCAGUGAUGCCCUGACGCUUUUGAACUACUUUGCUACUGCGGUAACUAUACUAGUUGUUGCAGUUCCAGAAGGACUACCACUGGCAGUGACACUGAGCCUUGCCUUCGCAAUGCAAAAAUUGAUGAAUGAGAAGGCACUCGUAAGGCAUCUUUCUGCAUGUGAGACAAUGGGUUCUGCUACUUGCAUUUGCACGGAUAAGACAGGGACGCUAACAACAAACCAUAUGGUGGUUGAUAAGAUAUGGAUAUGUGGUAAGUCCAAAAAGAUAAAAGGUAGUGAAGGUGGAGGUAUGUUGAAUUCAGAAAUAUCAGAAAAGGUUUUAAACAUCCUUUUGCAGGCUAUAUUUCAAAAUACAACUUCUGAGGUGGUCAAGGAUAAAGAUGGAAAGAAAUCCAUUUUGGGUACACCCACUGAGUCAGCAUUACUAGAAUAUGGGUUGCUUCUGGGUGGUGAUUUUGAUGCUCAUCGCCAGGAGUGUAAGAUCCUGAAGGUUGAACCUUUCAAUUCCAACAGGAAAAAAAUGUCUGUUCUAGCCUCUCUUCCGGAAGGUGGGUUCCGAGCCUUUUGCAAAGGUGCAUCAGAGAUAAUUUUAAGAAUGUGUGACAAGGUUGUUGAUAUAAAUGGGGAACCUGUUCAUAUGUCAGAGGAGCAAAUAAGAAAUAUCACUGAUGUCAUCAAUGGUUUUGCCUGCGAAGCUUUGAGGACCCUCUGCUUGGCUUUUAAGGAUAUCGAUGACAGUAUCAACGAUAACAACAUCCCUGAUAGCGGCUACACUUUGGUAGCAGUUGUUGGAAUUAAGGAUCCAGUUCGUUCAGGGGUAAAGGAUGCAGUUCGAAUGUGCUUAGCAGCUGGAAUUACCGUGCGUAUGGUCACUGGUGACAAUAUUAACACAGCUAAAGCCAUUGCUAAAGAAUGUGGUAUACUCACUGAAGAUGGUUUGGCCAUAGAAGGACCAGAAUUUCGCAGCAAAACUCUCGAGGAAAUGAAGGAAAUAAUUCCUAGAAUUAAGGUAAUAGCUCGGUCUUCACCUAUGGACAAGCACACACUGGUAACUCACUUGAAGAACAGGUUUAAAGAAGUUGUUGCAGUUACUGGUGAUGGGACCAAUGAUGCUCCUGCCUUGCGUGAAGCAGACAUUGGUCUUUCUAUGGGUAUAGCAGGAACAGAGGUUGCUAAAGAAAAUGCUGAUGUCAUCAUAUUGGAUGACAAUUUUAGUACCAUUGUGAAUGUAGCUAAAUGGGGACGUUCAGUAUAUAUCAACAUUCAAAAGUUUGUGCAGUUCCAGUUAACUGUCAACAUUGUCGCUCUCAUGAUCAAUUUUGUUUCUGCAUGCAUCUCAGGAUCUGGACCCCUAACGGUUGUGCAGUUGCUAUGGGUCAACCUGAUCAUGGACACUCUUGGUGCAUUGGCACUGGCUACGGAACCGCCACAUGAUGGACUGAUGAAUAGGCCUCCUGUUAGGAGGAAUGAGAGUUUUAUUACCAAUGCCAUGUGGAGAAAUAUCAUUGGGCAAAGUAUUUAUCAACUGGCUAUCCUUUUAGUUCUCAACUAUGAUGGGAAGCAACUUUUGAGACUUGAAGGACCAGAGGCUACAGACAUUCUCAAGACAUUCGUAUUCAACACCUUUGUGUUUUGUCAGGUGUUCAAUGAAAUAAACAGCCGUGACAUUGAGAAGAUAAACAUUCUCCGUGGCAUGUUCAAUGGCUGGAUAUUCGUAGGCGUCAUGGUUUGCACAGUGGUAUUCCAAGUGAUUAUAGUCGAGUUCCUGGGCACUUUUGCAAACACUGUACCUUUAGGCUGGGAACUGUGGUUACUCAGCAUUUUGAUUGGAGCAGUGAGCAUGCCCAUUGCAGUUGUUUUGAAGUGCAUCCCUGUGAAAAGAAACACUGCCAAGCACCACGAUGGUUAUGAUAUGCUCCCGAGUGGCCCUGAACUUGCUUGAGUAAUAGAAAGCGGCCACAUACAAAAGCAGCAUCAAGUCCAAAUCCCUUGAAAGUGACUUGCUGAAUGUGUGAAUGGCAACUUUGAAGUCAUCAUAGAAGCUCUUCAAAAAAGGAAAAGAAAAAGAAAGAAAUAAAGGAGCAGGCAGAAGACAAGCAGCCAUUGCAAUAUAUAACCUUCUAACCUCUACCAUGACCACCUAAUUGCUAGAAAAUAGACUUUAAUUGUGUUUUGAACGUGAUAUCGAAGCCACUCUUCACAUUUUCUGUUGUUUCUCAGAGAUGAAAUAGGCCGUCGUGGAUCAUUGUUAGUUUUUCAGUGGUGGGAAGUUCCUUGUAGCCCCGUAUUUUGAACUCAGUUUUCAAAUUCAGGUCAUUGGGUUGUUUAAAAAAACAUUCUGAUUAGGAAGUGUCUGUAUCUGUGGCCUUGUUCUGACUUGGAUAUGGAGUGGUUACAUGUUUUG
Molecule: messenger RNA, 3837 nt
Organism: Ilex paraguariensis (yerba mate)
Lineage: Eukaryota; Viridiplantae; Streptophyta; Magnoliopsida; Aquifoliales; Aquifoliaceae
Source: the annotation of a GenBank genome assembly